Messenger RNA from Liolophura sinensis, 4324 nucleotides. Its product is annotated as cilia- and flagella-associated protein 97-like. The transcript is spliced from 2 exons. Gene Ontology annotation, biological process: spermatogenesis. The coding region runs from base 102 to 1628 and encodes 508 amino acids. The record is from RefSeq and is a predicted model, not a curated record. Lineage: Eukaryota; Metazoa; Mollusca; Polyplacophora; Chitonida; Chitonidae.
GUCUCGCGUAGUGACGUCACCAGUUGCUACCACACACAACGCAAACGGACAGCCAGAAUGAGCAGUUGACAGCAGGACUAAAGCCUCUUUCUGUCACGACGAUGGACGACGAACUAUCAGGUGAAGUUGACUUUGACUUCUUUGACGAGGGAGAUCGGCGAAGUCCCGUGAGAAACGUUUCAAAGUCACCACUGAACACAACAGUUAACGGUAAGCCGCCUAUUCCUUUGAGUUCCAAGUCGCCUGCAAGUGCAAACGUGAGCGACAAACAUGGCGAAGAUCGUAACAGCUCGCCGGUAGAUGACUAUAGUUCGGACGAUUCGUCCUCCACGCACAGCUACAGUUCAGACAGCGAGAACAAUGAAAACAUUGUCAAUUCGGAUGUAGUUACGUCAGUCAAUGCCAGGCUUCCGUCAGCUGAUUCGGGUGGCAGGAAGAAUUCCCCGCGAGCCCGGCGCCGCCGAAGGCGAAGGAAAUCUGAGAGCGAUGGGAGCAGUAGUAGACGAUCAGACAGUGAAGACAGUGACAGAGGCAGUUCUAGUGCUUACUCAGACGGACAAGAAGGUGAGGACAAAAAUGAGCAUUCACUAAAGCCAAGUGACAUUGAGAGAAGAAAGGCAUGGGGCAGACAGAGCAAGGGUAAAACCUCACAAUACAAGACGGAAACCCAGUCCUCCGACUCACGAGAAACCAGACCGAAGAGCAAUUACAAUAGGGCUGUUUCAAGAAAAUCAAGUUCAAAACCUCAGCAACGCGUAUCAAAAAGUCUGAGUGACAGUGGUUCAGAUUCCUACACCAGUGAUAGUGAUUCAGAUAGCAGCUCUGAAAGCCACAAAUCAAAUACUGACAGUGAAAUCACUGAUGUUUCACCAUUGCACUCAGCAGACUCCAGUCCAGUUAUGAAGCGUAAAAAUCGUAAACAUGUGUCAGUGAUCAGUGCUCCACAAAGAGAAUAUAAACCAUAUAAAGAAUUGCCAGAUACAUCUGAUGUUCCUGUUCAAAGGCCGGCUGAAGGCACAAUGGAGUUCAAACUGCUAAUGCAAGCUGUUGUAGAACUUGACAGUGAAAAGCAGAAGCGAAUAAAAUCCUCGACUCGUCGUGUGGUAUUUGCUCCUCCAAAUUCGUCCUUUCAUCGUGAAAAAAAUAACUAUUCUUUUAGUAAUAUGCAGGCAAGAAACAUUGAUCAGGAAAAUGAACGUCUCUUGCAAGAAAUCAUUAGGAAGAGACUUCCAAGAAAGAAGAAAGAGCAGACAUACACUCAGGCAAAUCCAGUGAGAAGACUACCAAAUUCUGCUGUUAAUCGGUUGAAGGAGCAGAGGCGAAUAGAGCAAGAAAACUUGGCAUUUUUGCAAAGACUUCAAAACAUAAAGCCAACACGUGGGUUAACAAAGAAAGAGCAGCUGACUGAGUAUCGGCGACAGAUGCAGUAUGGUGUUCCCUCUGGCAGCUGGCGUGCAAGAUCCCCUCAGACACCCCCCAGCACAUGCAAAUCCAGUGUACGCAGCAUGUCGAGUAUGUCAAGCGUCCAGAGCCUGGCAUCUACUACGACCAGUGGCUCAAGGAGUAGGCCUCAGAGUGCCAAGAAAAUUACACGUGAUAUGCGCCCAGCCUGGGAUGAACGCUGGUAACCCAUGACUAGACAUUAUGCAGGCAUCAUUAAUAACAAUCGAUGCUCUCUUAAGCGUAUAUUCCUAUCAUUUUUUUACAUACUUUUAAUAUUUUAACAAAGUAGUGGCAGAUUCAUGUAGCAUCAUUUAUUCGGUGUGCACACAGUAAAAAUGCAUACAUUGAGGUCUGGUUUUACUGUACAUAGUCACGCAUACAAAUCCAAAUGUUCAUGUCUUUGUAGAAUUUAUUCCAGGUAACAUGACGCUGAUUUCUGUGUAUUUUAUAUGGAUCUACUGGAAGAUUACAAGUGGCAUUAUCAGAGUGUUUUAAGGAUGUUCAUGUAUAUGCAUGUCUGAAUCAAAAUACAUGCCACCUUAAAGAAUUUCUCUGAUGUACUUUAUUAUACAUAAGCAACAGACAGUUAUUGGUGGUACUAUUGAGUUAAUGUCCAAUAACAUUUGAUGAAAGUUAUCUGUACAAGUAGUUUAUGCUGACCAUGGCUCAAGCUUUGUACAUACAUAUGUGCUUUAAGAUGUUUGUUUUACAUCUUCAGUAAACCGCCCAGAAUGCCAGGGGUUGUUAUGUUGAUAAUGUUUUGUGUGUGUACCUUCCCCUUCAAUUAAUAUAUGUGUGUGUCUUGAGUAAUGCAUGUAUUAUUGAGAUGUAACUGAAUGAUGCUUUUCAUUCCCAUUAUGUAUUUAAGUUAUCAACAACCCUGUACUUUAAGUGGUACAUGUAUUUUUCUUAUGCUACAUCUUUUAUUUUUGGUUAAAUGGCAUACUUUAUGGCUCUGCUGAUUUCAUCUAUAAUUUUGGCGCUAAGCCACAAUCAUUCAUUUAUUCACCUAUAAUUUCCAUGAAUAACUAACAUAAAGACUCUGGAAUCUCUCAGCUAUUGAUUUUGUGGUUGACAAGGAUCUAUUUUCCUGACUGGCCUUGGGUUGAUUGAAUCUGUAUAUAUGCUGUGGCUUACAUGCUGUGGAGGUAUCCUGAAAUUCCAAGUGCAGGCUCACAUAUGCAUGUAUGGUUAUACAUCUACAUGUAAACAUGAAGAGCGGUGCUGAUUAUCAGGCCAUUGACCAAUGAGGUCUCAUGUUCAGGAGGUUUGUCUGGUGCCUGGCGAUCGUCAGUGGUUCAUCUUGACAUCUGUGAAGAGAGUCUCACUGAUCAAACCUCACACAUUACAUUAUACAGGUUGCAUCGGUAUGUAUUUGUUCAAGUUGCAACUUACACACAAAAAAGCUUUUCUUCUUUUAUAUUGCAUUUUUAGCCCUUGCUUUUUGGAGAAUAUAUAUUAAAGUGGUUCUCAGCUGUAUAUGUAAUAUUUUAUGACAUAUAAGACUAGGAUUGCAAAGUUUGCAGCAUAAAAUCUUGGAACAAGCCCUCUUAAUGUUAAGACCAUGUAUUUACGUGUAACUACCAUGGCGACAUUUUGCUGGUUUCCAUGAUAGUUACAAGUACUUAAUGCAAAGAGGGAUUUGUGCAAGCAGAAUGUGAACCUAAAUAAAUGUUAGAGUCAUGGUGAAGAGAUUCCGCUUUUCUGUACAUUACAGCUGACCAUCUAGUACCAAACACAGUUGUGGCCAUGGACAGGCCUUUACGAAUGCUGACUCAUGUCAUGAUAAUCAAGUGCUAUUCUCAUUAACAUAUAUUUUGUGUAUUGCAUUGAGAUGAAUGUUCAAAAAUCAGGCAGACGUGUCAGUGGUGUAUGUAUGUGUAUACUAUAAUCUCAUGCUCACUUGUCAGCUGUUUUGCUUGUAUGACAUCUGUUAUUAUAAAGAUUACGGAAGGGCCAGAAGUACAUUUUAAAUUUGAUUGGCACCUUACGCAGCAAGGUGGUAAUCCAAUCUGCUUUCAGAGAAGCACUCUUAUUAAAUCUUUAUAAUUUUAGAAAAAUGUUUUACAGUGUAUUACCAAAGUAGAUAUUUAGAUAGCAAAGCAGACAUGUUAUUUUAACCCAUCGUAAUUUUUUUAGUUUAGAGUGGAACGGUGGAGUGGUGAUAUUACUACAUUUCUGACUGACGUUAUUUUUUCCUUAAUUAAAAGUGCAUCAAUUAGAAAUUGAUAGGUUUGUUGACUUCAUUACAUACUAUACAAAAAGGGUGGUCUUCACAUUUGUAAGCUUCAAUUUAGUUUUAUGUUGUUAUGUUUUUUUGGUGUCAGGGUAUAUGAAUUACUGUAAAUUUCAUCCUACCUUUUAUUCAAACCUCAAAACAUCUUCCUAAUCAAUAGAACUGUUGAAAUCCCACAAAAGGGGCAACUUAGGUAUGGAAGAAAUAUAAUGUAAUUUACAAUAAUCAAAAUAAAUAUGUGUACCUUGUGACUGAAUAUGUAAAUUUUUGGUUUACAUCUAUUUGUUUGCUUCUUCUGUAAGUCUUGUCUUAGACACUAAUAAAUACCAUAACAUCUUUGUGGACAUGGACAUGCAAGAGAUUUAUGAAGCAAGAUUUUAUCACAGAUAAACCUUCUUGCAUUAUUCAAGAUGAAUAAUGGAUGAGUUUGGAUGAACGAAUCAAUAAUAGUGUAGUAUGGCUUAGCAUAACAUAGUAGGAUGUACACAUUGUGGACUGCAAUCUGUCAAAGAUAUCAGACUCUGAUGUACUUACCCAGUAAUAGAUUGAUUGAUGACUUAUUAAUCCUGUGUAUGCAUAAUAAGUACAUGUAUGUUGUAAAAUACAUCUGCUUGGUCUCUUAUCAUGUUGAAAUAAUAAAGCAGG